Messenger RNA from Physella acuta, 1213 nucleotides. RefSeq lists its product as uncharacterized. Lineage: Eukaryota; Metazoa; Mollusca; Gastropoda; Physidae. The record is from RefSeq and is a predicted model, not a curated record.
AACAAGAACACACGCACGAACAUACUGGGACAGCUUACGUUUCUACCUGUUAAAGAUGACCACCGUAAUCAAAGUUGUUCUGAUCUUUGCCGCGUUUGUUGUGACGGCAGAAAGCCACGAGGAAUGCACCGCACUUAAGGAAUGCGUGACUCCUGGCAUUAAACAAUUCUUGCCUCGUCCAUACUACUACAUAGACAGUAAAACACUGGAAACAUUUUGUAGUGAAUUGAAUGAUUACAUCUAUUGUGUGAACGCCAUUGCAUGGGGCUGUGAUGAUGAUUCCAUUGUGCAUUAUCAUGAGGAGACAAUUACACGGGGAAAGUAUGUCUGCACCAGUUCUGUGAAAAAAGCUGUUGACGAUUUGACUGCUUCACGAUGCCUAACUGAUAAGAAGAAGAAGGAAGAAGUUGAACAUGCAAUAGAUUAUUGUUCGUGGAUUAGCUAUAUCUAUCCUUACAAUCUCAUUGAGGACGUGUGCCACCUUGGAUCACUUAUGCAGAGCUGUUAUGAAACAAAGUUGACUGCUUUUUGUGGUAGAGCUGGAGGGGACUUCUACAGCAGGCUAAUCUGGGAAGAGUUGGAGGGACCAUUUUUUGAUUAUGACUGUAAAUUGGAGGAGGAAAACCAUAAAGUAAGCUGGAAAAAAUGUAAUCUACUUACUGAAUGCUUGGAGCAUAAGAUAUUCAACUCUAUAAAUGAAUUUUACUACUUCAUCGACAAUACAACACUCGCAGCCUUUUGUGAUGAAUUGAAUACACAUACCGAUUGUCUGACAAAACACAAAGACUGUGGCAUUAGCGAGAUUGUGAAUUCCUAUGAGAAUGAUGUUACAAUUGGAAAUUAUUUCUGCACUGAUGAAGUGAAAAAAGCUGUUGAAGCUCUGACAGCCUCACAAUGCCUCAUCGAUAAGGAAAAGAAACAAAAGGUAGAAAAAGCGAGGAGGACGUGUUAUAAUACCGGCCGACGUUAUGAAACAAAUGACAAUGAAGCAAGGUGCAGUUUUCUGAACAGAAAGAAGGACUGUUAUGAGCUGGAACUGACGGCCGUUUGUGGUAAAAUUGGAGGGGAAUUCUACAGCACAUUAAUCUUUGAGCAUGAGGAAGGAGACUAUUACCACAAGAAUUGUAUUAGGAUCGAGCUUGCAACAGAACAUUGGUACGUUUUGACAUCUACUCAGGUGAAAGGAGAAUCCUAUGUGUGCGGUAUGUGCUAG